Molecule: messenger RNA, 1834 nt
Organism: Boleophthalmus pectinirostris (great blue-spotted mudskipper)
Lineage: Eukaryota; Metazoa; Chordata; Actinopteri; Gobiiformes; Gobiidae
Gene: pef1
Product: penta-EF-hand domain containing 1
Exons: 5
Coding region: 115-915 (266 amino acids)
Biological process (GO): COPII vesicle coat assembly
Molecular function (GO): calcium ion binding
Source: RefSeq, a predicted model, not a curated record
GCGGAGGGUGCGGCUUUUGACGGACCCGGAAAUGCACCAAUAACUUUUAGCGCAGUGGUACUGCGUUUUACGCAUGGGUUUACACCUUCGUUUACAAAGUUUAUAUCGACUAAUAUGAGUUUUCAUUACGGACAGGGUUAUCCCGGAGGCAAUAACCCGCCUGGCGCUCCGUACGGCAGAGGCAGUGGUCCCUAUGCGACCCCGCCGCCUCAUGCCCCUUAUGGAGGUGGUGCACAACCACCUGGGGCGCCCUACGGUGGAGGGUACGGUGUUCCGGGACAAGGAGCUGCUUACGGACAGGGACCUCACGCUGCCCCCGGUGGACCCUACAGUGGGUAUGGAGGACAGCCUCACGGGGGACAUUAUGGGCACCAUGCUCCACAAGGUAAUGUGCCCCCUGGCGUAAACCAUGAGGCAUACCAAUGGUUUCUGAGCGUCGACUCAGACCGCAGUGGCUACAUCAACAUGAAGGAACUGAAGCAGGCACUGGUCAACUCCAACUGGUCUGCCUUCAAUGAUGAAACCUGCCUAAUGAUGAUCAACAUGUUUGACAAGACAAAAACUGGACGCAUCGACAUGUUUGGCUUCUCUGCUCUGUGGGACUUCAUGCAGCGAUGGAGGGCGCUGUUUCAGCAGUAUGACAGGGACCGGUCUGGGUGUAUCAGUGGAACAGAGCUACAUCAAGCUCUUGCACAGAUGGGCUACAACCUGAGUGCACAAUUUGCAGAGACGCUGGUGCGGCGGUUCAGUGUUCGUGGUAUGCGGCCCGGGAUUCAGCUGGACCGUUUCAUUCAGGUGUGCACCCAGCUCCAGAGCAUGACCGAUGUCUUCAGGGAGAGAGACACAAACCGCUCUGGCAACAUCCGCAUGAACUAUGAGGACUUCUUAAGUAGUGCCAUUAUCAGGCUCAUGUGAUCAUUCCUGAAGCUCAAAGUUUACAGUCACAGCGAUAUUUGCUGUGAGUGACAUUACUUGAUGCUCUAGGUAAAAUACAUGAUUGCCAUUACAUUUUAGAAUUUGCACAUUUCUUAUUCCAGGAUGCCAAAUGAGGUCACAAGACCAUUCUGUUUUACAUUCACUAGUUCAGUGGUUUUUGUUUUAAGUACUUUUUUAGCAGUGCCUCUCACACCCCUAGUACCCCUCAACUUAUGCACUAGGGCAAGUGAUUAAUUCAUUAUUUAAUACUGUUUGUUUGUUUGUUUUAAAUAGAAAUAUGGAUGUCCACAAUCCUUCAAAACAUUCUUAAGAAUGUAAAAAUGGCUUUAAUGUAGAAUGUUACAUUCAAAUAAUAUUCAUUUUCUUUUAAAUUCUGAAAUCAUUCCAAGUACCCCCGGUAAGUUCUCUCUUACCCUUGGUUGGGGAACAAAGCUCUAGUUGACAUUCCUUUGUAUGAUUAUGCUUUGUCAUUAUAAUUUCUUUAAUUACCUGUAUGAUUUCUAAUGUAAUACUAGUUUACCCACAUCUCUAGUGAAUUGUGGGAAUAGUUUGGCUCUUAAGGUUCUACGCAAUAUGCCUUACCUUUGAAAUAUUUGCAUUCGGUUCUUCUCUUUCAUACUUGAAUUUUCUAUAUUUGUUUUGUUACAUGUUCAUAAAACAAAGCUACGCAUAUGGACAAUAUCUUAAUCAGUUCAAGCAGCAGCCAGCCUCAUUUACAUAUAUGACUAUAUAUAAACAAUAUAUUAUAUUAUUAACAAAUGGAUAGCUCAUAUGCCGAAUACAAAUUAAAAGGCCAUGCUUUUCUAACAUUUAUCUGUUGCCAACAUUAAACUAAUGCUUUUUGUAAUCAUGUAGCUACAUUAUUUUUGUAAUAUGGACAAUAAAUCAUAUAUAUCUA